GUGUGUGCGUGUGUUGGAAUUUGAAUCGUAAUUAGGCUGUAUCGGGCACUACGUGACGAUGCCCAGCGCUAGGAGGAUGAUCUUGGGGCACGUUAUGUCCGGUCUGUGCACGAAAAUGAACCGCACCAAACAGCUUCCGGCGGAUCUGAUGGAAACACCGUUGAAUCGAUGCUUAAAUACCUUCGACAUAACGCUGCUGGGUAUCGGUCACAUGGUCGGUGCCGGGAUCUACGUGCUCACCGGUACCGUUGCACGCGAGAUGGCUGGUCCGGCGAUCGUGCUAUCGUUCAUACUAGCCGGGCUAGUAUCACUACUGGCAGCCCUUUGCUAUGCAGAGUUCGGAACACGUGUCCCAAAGGCCGGCUCGGCUUACGUCUACACGUACGUUUCGAUCGGCGAGUUCUGGGCGUUUGUCAUCGGGUGGAACAUUAUCCUGGAACACAUGCUCGGUGCAGCCUCGGUAGCACGUGCCUGGAGCGGUUACGUGGACUCGAUGCUGGGCAACAUUGUGGCGAACAUUACGAUGGAAAUUACGGGUGAAAUGCACGAACAGCUGCUGGCCAAGUAUCCCGACUUUCUAGCUUGCUUCGUGUGUUUGAGCUAUGCCGUAGCACUGGCGGCCGGAGUCAAGGCAACGGCCAUGAUAAAUAGCAUACUGACCACGGUGAACGUGGCCGUCAUGGGGCUUGUGGUGGUGUUGGGCUUUUGGUACGCCUCGCCAGACAACUGGUCCCUACCGGAGCAGGGUUUUAUGCCGUACGGGUUUGGCGGUGUGCUAGCGGGAGCGGCCACCUGCUUCUACGCUUUCGUCGGAUUCGACAGUAUCGCUACGUCCGGCGAGGAAGCGAAAAAUCCGAGUGUUUCCAUACCGUUGGCCACCAUUUUGUCGCUGUGCGUAGUGACGGUCGGGUACGUGCUGGUGAGCGCAGCACUAACGCUUAUGAUUCCUUACAACGAAAUUAACCCGGCCGCGGCUCUGCCCGAUGCGUUCGGUAUGCGCGGUAUCACGUGGGCCAAGUACGCGAUCUCUACGGGAGCCAUCUGCGGAAUGACGACUACCUUGCUUGGGUCACUCUUUGCUUUGCCCCGCUGUUUGUAUGCAAUGGCCAGCGAUGGAUUGCUGUUUUCAUGCUUCGGGAAGGUGAAUACGAAGACACAGGUACCGCUGUUGAAUCUCGCACUGUCGGGCAUCUGCAGUGCACUGUUGGCGCUGCUCUUCGAUCUGGAAAAGUUGGUGGAGUUCAUGUCCAUCGGAACGCUGCUCGCCUAUACGAUCGUUUCGGCAAGCGUGAUCGUACUGCGCUAUCGUCCGAUAUCGGUAGAGGAAACCGUCCAUUUGGCACCGGACACACCCGGCACGGAUGAGGAAGAUGGUGGGCCAGCUCUGUCAGGCGGUGGAGGAAAUGCUACAGCUGGCGCUGCCGGAGGUGGCAUUGAUUCGUCCUCUCAGUCGAGCACAAUCGAUCCUUCAUCGCCAACGAGUGAAAUGAUUGAGAUUGCGCUGGCCGGUAGACUGCGGCCACAGUUUCGGUGGCUGGAACCGGUGCUGGGACGGUGCGAGCCGGGUGUGGCCUGUUCCGGUGCGGUGUUAAUGUUUUGUGUGCUGAGUGUGGCUGUCUGCUUUCAGCUGGAGAACUCCUGGGAUGAGCUGUACAACGGAACAUGGUGGGCGCUGGGACUUUACGGAUUUCUUCUGUUCUGUCUUGUUGCUUGCGUUGUUGUUAUAUCGGCUCACCAUCAAAACACUCGUGGGCUGCAGUUUAAGGUACCGUUCGUACCGUACAUACCGGCGUUAAGCAUUUUCUGCAACAUUGAGCUGAUGGUACAUCUGAGCUUCUUGACCUGGUUACGAUUCUUCAUCUGGCUGUCGAUCGGUAUGCUGGUGUACUUCCUGUACGGCAUUCACAACAGCAAGGAAGGAGAGCUCGGCACGUCGUACUCCAUGCUGAUGUCUACUAGCGAAGCGAUCCGUGGCUGGGGUUCCACCAGUACCGCUCUUGGCGGUGGGACAAAGGUAACGGUGACGAAGAUAAUCAAAGGAAGAAUCAGUCGCAAGACAGCCGGCGACAGGCAGGCGAUAGUGGACGAUGACGAUGACGAAGAUUCUUAA
Anopheles maculipalpis is the source of this 2110-nucleotide messenger RNA. RefSeq names its product cationic amino acid transporter 4. The record is from RefSeq and is a predicted model, not a curated record. The transcript has 3 exons. Lineage: Eukaryota; Metazoa; Arthropoda; Insecta; Diptera; Culicidae. Gene Ontology annotation, biological process: amino acid transport; transmembrane transport. Gene Ontology annotation, cellular component: plasma membrane. The coding region runs from base 59 to 2110 and encodes 683 amino acids. Gene Ontology annotation, molecular function: amino acid transmembrane transporter activity.